Fraxinus pennsylvanica is the source of this 627-nucleotide messenger RNA. The record is from the annotation of a GenBank genome assembly. NCBI's taxonomy places the organism in Eukaryota, Viridiplantae, Streptophyta, Magnoliopsida, Lamiales, Oleaceae.
AUGGAGAAAAUAAAGAAGAAAGUAGAAGAAGAAGGAAGCUUAAAUGGGUUCUCUCCAGUUUCUUCUACUCCAGUUUUUUGGAAAUCCCGGAAAAGAUCAGCAUCAAGUGCAAAGCAUUUAGACAGUGCAGUAAAUGAUUCUAGUGCUGAUAAAGCAAUGGAAAAACAAGAAGAUUCUAUCAUGGAAGAAAAGCCGCAAGAAUCAAACAGCGUUUCUGCUCUUUCUGAGAAACGGAAGGCUUUAUUUGAACCACUGGAACCAGUAAGUGGCCGACGACCUUCAGCUGAAUCCUUGCUUCCACCUCCAGAUUUCGAAUCCGCAAGCUAUCCAAAAGGGUGGCUGAUUGGGAAGAAGCGAAAGCUUGUAAACGUGGACGUUGUCGAGAGUAUGCGAAGGAUUGCUGUACAGGAAAUAAAUCGAAAGGAUAGGGAAAUCGAUGGCCUGAAUGAACAAUUAGAAGAGGAUGCUCGAGUCUUAGAGCAUCUUCAACUACAGCUACUCGAAGAACGAAGCAAGCGCACUGAUGUAGACAGAACAAAUGGUAUGCUGCAAGACCAAAUUACGAUGCUUAUGAACAUGUUACAAGAGAAUGAACCAGAAGAGGAUGAUGGACCCAACGAGCCCUGA